AAAAUAUCCCCUUUUACCAUUUACGCCUCUAAAUCCAACCCCCCCUUCUCAGUCGUUAUCUUUCCCUUUACUCUGUCUGUGUUCAGAUUUGGCAACAAUUGCAUCUGUUCUUGACUUUUACUCAAUUCAUGUGCAAAUCUAAAGUUGCGAAACGAAUGGAUAAUAUUUGCAUAUUCGAAACCCUAAAAGAUUUAUUACUUCAUUAAUUUUUCGUUCAAAUGUUCGUUUGAUGAAGCUUCCCUGUUCACCCUGGUUAUCUAAAGUCAACAAAAUCAUAUUUUUGUGAAUGUAAAUCAUGGAAAUUUCCGAAAUUGAAGAGAAUAUGUUUGCGCUGGGUGAACCGAAGCUACACGGAGGAAUGUGUAAGACGCUCUCUUUGAUCUACAUCAAAGUGUUGACCGUUUUCCCUGAGUUAGAAGCAUCACGUCCUCGAAGCACUUCAGGGAUUCAAGCAUUAUGUUCUUUGCACAUAGCAUUAGAGAAAACAAAAACACUUCUUCAACACUGCACUGAAUGUAGCAAAAUUUACUUGGCUAUAACGGGAGAUUCCGUUGUUUUAAAAUUUGAGAAAGCAAGAUCGUCUCUCGAGGAUAGUCUUAGGAGGGUUGAAGAUAUAGUUCCACAAGCUAUAGCUUCUCAGAUUUCCGAUAUUUUAACCGAACUCGAAGGAAUAGAGUUUUCACUAGAUCCAAUAGAAAAACAAAUAGGCGAUGAAAUAAUCGGAUUACUUCAACAAGGUAAAAACUUCAACAACAAUAGUGACAACAACGAAUUAGAAACAUUCCAUCAAGCCGCAUCAAAACUCGGCAUUACAUCAUCAAGAACCGCUCUUCGAGAAAGACGUGCUUUAAAAAAACUUGUUGAAAAAGCAAGGAUUGAAGAAGACAAAAGAAAAGAAUCCAUUGUUGCAUAUCUUUUACACCUCAUGAGAAAAUACUCAAAAUUGUUCAGAAGUGAUUUCUCAGAUGACAAUGACUCCCAGGGCUCUACCCCAUGUUCACCCACAAUCGGUUCAUUCGAGGGUUACAGUGGGUCCGGGUUUGAAAGACAUCUCUCGAAACUAAAUUCAUUUAAUUUCAAACCUAAUUUCCCACGAUCCGGGCAGGUCACGAUGCCGCCCGAAGAACUACGCUGCCCGAUUUCCUUACAACUUAUGUACGAUCCGGUUAUUAUCGCGUCCGGGCAGACGUACGAGAGAAUUUGUAUUGAGAAAUGGUUUGGAGACGGGCACGAUACCUGCCCGAAAACUCAACAACAAUUAAGUCACCUCGGUUUGACUCCUAAUUACUGUGUGAAAGGCUUGGUGGCAAGUUGGUGUGAGCAGAAUGGAGUUAUGGUUCCCGGAGGUCCGCCGGAGUCUCAUGAUCUGAAUUACUGGCGGCUGUCGUUGUCGGAAAGUGAAUCGGUGAAUUCAAAGCCGCCGCCAGAGAGUGGCGGUGGUGGUUUGGUUAAGUGUAAGGGGAUGAAGGUGGUGCCUUUUCCGGUGGAGGAGGAUGAGGCGGCGGUUGUGGCGGAGAUUGGCGGUGAUGGGUUUGAGAGGUAUGAUGAGUUGUUGGCGGUGUUGCAUGGUGAGGGGCAUUUGAGGAAAAAGUGUAGGGUUGUGGAGGAAAUAAGGAGGUUGUUGAAGGAUGAUGAAGAGGCGAGAAUUUAUAUGGGUGCAAAUGGUUUUGUUGAAGCUUUGUUGCGGUUUUUGGAAUCGGCUUUGAAUGCGCAAAGUGAGUUUGCUCAAGAAAGUGGAGCCAUGGCUCUGUUUAAUCUUGCUGUCAAUAAUAAUAGGAACAAAGAAAUGAUGUUAGCUAGUGGGAUACUUUCGUUAUUGGCACAAAUGAUCGAAAGUUCAAAAUCAAUUGGAGCAGCCAUAGCUAUAUACCUGAAUCUUUCAUGUUUCGAUCAAGCAAAGCCCAUAAUAGGUUCAAGCGAAGCAGUUCCUUUCUUAAUCGAAGUUCUUCAAGGAGACUUGGAUUCCCAAUGCAAAAUUGACGCUCUUCAUACUCUCUAUCAUCUCUCAUCUUUCCACUCAAACGUCCCUCGACUCAUAUCCUCCGGCAUCAUCAACGCCCUGCAACCAUUUCUCACCGAUUCGGAUUCCCGAUCGUGGACAGAGAGAGCCAUAGCGGUUUUAAUAAACCUAGCUGUGACCAAUUCGGGUCGAUCCGAGAUUAUAGAGGGUCCGGGUAUGGUAAGUGGGUUAUCGAUGUUGUUGGAUAUGGGAGAACCGGAGGUGCAGGAGCAGGCGGCGGCGUUGCUGUUGAUUUUGUGCACUGGAAGUGACAAGUGCAGUGAAAUGGUGCUUCAGGAAGGGGUGAUUCCUUCUUUGGUGUCGAUUUCGGUUAAUGGAACGAUGAGAGGGAAACAAAAGGCGCAGAAAUUGUUGAUGGUUUUUAGGGAGAUGCGGCAGAGGGAUCCGCCGGUGGUGGUUCAGGGCGGUGGACAGGGUGGUGAAGAACGGAAAGUGUUGAGUAAAUCGACGUCGAGGAGGAAGAUGGGGAAAGCGUGGAGUUUUUGGCGGAAGAGCAAGAGUUUUUCGGUGUACCAAUGUUGAAUUCUUGAUUCUCAUGGGUCGAAAUUGUAAAAAGGGUUUUUAUUUUAUUUUUGGUUUUUCCUUUUUUUUUCUAUAGGGGUUUUUGGUCUUUUACCACUAGAGGAAUUGUACAGGCUCUUGUAAUCAAAGAAUUUUGUAUCUUUAUUAGACUUGUUUUUUAAGAUAUGUUUAUGGUUAAUGUGUAAAAAAGAGUAGAAUAUUUUAAAGGGU
Messenger RNA from Lactuca virosa, 2752 nucleotides. The record is from the annotation of a GenBank genome assembly. NCBI's taxonomy places the organism in Eukaryota, Viridiplantae, Streptophyta, Magnoliopsida, Asterales, Asteraceae.